AUGCCGCGUGGGAAGUCAUACCUACGUUCUGAAGCCGCUAAGAAGCGCAAUGUUGACCAACUCACGCUCAGAGUUGGUCAUGCACAGCCUUCCGCUACAUUUUGUGGACAGCGUGGCACAGGCUUGCGCCACAAAGUCCGUAGAUGGCCAGUGAGUGUCUAUACUGGGCGUAGUCACAAGCUGGUCAUCCCUGAGGGAACUCCAGACAAGAAGUUCGUUUUGCUUGUUGGAGACUCCCAUCUUCGCGCUGUUGCUGAUGGGAUAGUCAAAAUGCCAGGAGAAAAGCUGUCUUUUGGCAUUAUGGCGACUCCCGGUGCCGACGCUAAUCAGCUGCGUACAGAGGUUUCACAUGCGGUGAUUCCCCUGGUCCCAGACGCAGUCUGUAUUAUGGCCCCCAGCAACAACCUUACGGCCAGCCGAACCGUUGAUGAAGCGGGACAGGCUUUUAGCCAAUAUUUGAGGACAGCGUGCGAACGCUGGCCGAAGGUCUUUGUGAUGGAUUUUGUCCCGCGACUUACGGUCUCAGGGGAAUACCAAGAACUCAUGCGGCAGGAGUUCCACCGUCAGUCAGUACGUCUGGGUGUCAAGUAUUGGCACAUGGCUGACCAUUUCCCCCUGGGACGUCGGGAGUUGUGGUGCCCUGAUGGUAUCCACCUUAGUGAUAACGUUGGGAUGCCAAUCCUUGUGCAGUUGCUGUGGGGUGCCGCCUACCAGCAACUGGAGACACCAGCACCUGUGCCACCGGUGCAACGCCAGGUGUCUCCUAAGCCAUCUGUGCCAAGGAUUGCUCCCAGAGUGGUUGUGAAGGGGGAGGUACCAGCUACACGUCCACCCCCUUCCGAGUGGACGCUGGUGGAAUCGGGCAGGAAGAGGAACCAUUCGGGAGAAGCUGGGCCUGCCCCUGCUUCACCCAAGAGGAGGGUGGUUCCCCGUCAGGCGGAUGGCACUCCGGUGGCCUUAAGGGAGUGUUUCAUCCCACUCAAUCCUGUCCGGUUCUCUACAUCUAUUCUGGCUGCCGUGGAUAAGUCUUUUCCAUCGGCUCUUGGCGACUUUCCUACAGGCAAACAGCCCUUGCCUGAGGAACCUCAUCGGCGGUCUGCUGUCAUUAAGCAGAAGCGGGUUAGGCAGCAGGUGUGUAAUGUUUCUAAUGCAUAUUAUUUGUGGUAUAAUACAUGUAGCAGCAGGCAUGCCAAAGUGUCAUUAUUAAUGGGGGUUUUCAUGUUUAUAUUUUUAGCGGACACCUCCAACAGACGCAGCGGUGGAAAAGGUAGCGCAAAUUUGUCAAUCAUUUCUGAAUUUUUAUUGCAUUUUGUUAAUGAAGAACAUAGUCUGUUUUUGUCAUGUUAGUUUCACUGAACAUGAACUAAAAAAGCAUCAAUAUCAUUUUACUCUAAAAAUGAAAGGAAUGGAAAUCUAUU
Melanotaenia boesemani (Boeseman's rainbowfish) is the source of this 1418-nucleotide messenger RNA. RefSeq lists its product as uncharacterized. The transcript is spliced from 9 exons. Bases 1 to 1347 code for a protein of 448 amino acids. The record is from RefSeq and is a predicted model, not a curated record. Lineage: Eukaryota; Metazoa; Chordata; Actinopteri; Atheriniformes; Melanotaeniidae.